This is a messenger RNA of Eruca vesicaria subsp. sativa (arugula), 819 nucleotides long. Lineage: Eukaryota; Viridiplantae; Streptophyta; Magnoliopsida; Brassicales; Brassicaceae. The record is from the annotation of a GenBank genome assembly.
AUGAAAACGGCAAACUGGGAUGAUAACUUCAUCAAGAAGUCAGUUUUUAUGAUAUACAUUGGUGCUAACGAUUACAUGAAUUUCACCAAGAACAACCCUAACGCUGAUGCAUCUGCCCAACAAGCUUUUGUCACAUCCGUGACCAACAAGUUAAAGAACGAUAUUAGCUUGUUGUAUUCAUCUGGAGCUAGUAAAUUCGUUAUCCAGACCCUAGCACCAUUGGGUUGCUUACCGAUCAUCAGACAAGAGUACAACACCGGGAUGGAUCAAUGCUACGAAACUCUCAACAAUUUAGCUAAACAACACAAUGAAAAAAUCGGACCCAUGUUGAAUGAGAUGGCUAGAACUACUCCUGGCUUCCAGUUCACGGUCUUUGAUUUCUACAAUGUCAUUCUUCGUAGGACCCAAAGGAGCUUUAACUACAGAUUUUUCGUGACGAACUCAUCGUGCUGCGGAGUUGGAUCACACAACGCUUAUGGUUGCGGUUUGCCUAACGUGCACUCGAAACUAUGCGAAUACCAACGAUCUUACUUAUUCUUCGAUGGGCGUCACAAUACCGAGAAGGCACAAGAAAGUUUUGGUCAUCUUCUUUUUGGAGCCGAUCCAAAUGUGAUCCAACCGAUGAAUGUCCGUGAGCUAGUGGUUUACCCAGUCGAUGAACCUAUGCCCGAUCCAAAUGUGAUCCAACCGAUGAAUGUCCGUGAGCUAGUGGUUUACCCAGUCGAUGAACCUAUGCGUGAGGUUUGGGUGCCGACAGCGUCAGCCACUGUCCAGGCCAGGGACUCAAGGUCAUCUAGCCACGGUUAUGAGUCCUACUGA